Molecule: messenger RNA, 2505 nt
Organism: Astyanax mexicanus (Mexican tetra)
Lineage: Eukaryota; Metazoa; Chordata; Actinopteri; Characiformes; Acestrorhamphidae
Gene: lactb
Product: lactamase, beta
Exons: 6
Coding region: 603-2243 (546 amino acids)
Source: RefSeq, a predicted model, not a curated record
GGUAAGGAUUUUGUUUUACAUUUUCAGUAUAAAAAUAAUCAAACAUUUAUAAAGUAUGACAAGUCUAUGUGAACCUAUUUGUUUUUGACUCACUCAGGAGCGCCUUCUAGUGUCUGAUAAACCCAGGAAAGACUCUUAAGUGGGUGUUCUUCUCUCUACAGACUCUCUGAUAUAUAACCAGAGCCGGUCUAUGGGUUUAGAUAGCGCCAUGUUAACGCUAACUAAACAAGAGCCGGUGGCUAAGCUAAACUAAGCUUGCCAGCGAAAUUUGGGAUUUUUCAAAGUAAAAGCCUCUUAUUAAGUCGAGGUUAAAUGUUUUCUCAUAGUAAGGUAAAUCGUUUGAUAGGACAGUUAUUCACACUGUAAUAAUUAAGAGAAAAAAUAUGCUUUUAUUAUCAUAUUUAUAUUUAAAUUAAAUUAAAUUAUUUUACGACGGACCGCUGGAGAAUGGCUUUGAGUUGCCCAGAAGGCAUCCGGGUGUAUUGUAGCUGUGUUCACACACUCUUUAUGAAGUGUGUGUAGCAGGUAAACAGGUCACUGAAGCGUGUUGUUAUUAGUAAGGGUGUUAGCGCUGUAAACAGAGAGAUAAGAUAAGGUUAAGAAUGUCACGGCUGUUCCUGCUGUCUCCGAGUCUCCUGUGCUGCAGGUGUAGAUACCGGACUCAGCUCGCGGACUCUGUCUCCUGUGUCGUGAGGUUUCGGCCGGGCUGUGCGGGUCAGCUGAGAGCUGCGGGAGCUCAGCACAGCAGAUUCUACCUGAGCGCGGGGGCCCGGCGCGCUGUCCGCUCCUCCGGCGGGGGACGGCGGGGACUGUGGGUGCUGGGCCUCGGGGCGGGUUUACUCUUAGCUCUGGGGUUAAAACAGCAGUACAGACCUGAGCGCUGCGAGUGUGAACCUGAGGAAACACAGCCGCUUCAGAGCGCCUCACACUACAGCUCCGCUAUACACAUCAGCAGAGACCUGCUCCAGCGGGUAAAGGUACAGGAUGAGGUGGGAGCUCCUGGGAUGGUCAUUGGAGUCUCAGUGGAUGGAACCCCUGUUUGGUGUGAAGGACUUGGAUAUGCUGAUCUGGAGAACAGAGUGGCUUGUGGUCCAGACACUGUAAUGAGAAUAGCCAGCAUCAGUAAGCCUUUGACUGCAGCAGCUGUUGCUCGAGUGUGGGAAGAGGGCAAGUUGGAUCUAGACGCCCCUGUCCAGAAAUAUGUUCCAGAGUUCCCAGAAAAACAGUUUGAGGGCGAGGAUGUCACGAUAACACCGCGAAUGCUGCUGUCUCACUUGAGUGGCAUCCGACACUAUGAAAAAGACCCCAAAAAGGUGAGAGAAGACAAGGAAAAAGCAAAGCGUCGUCUGAAGCCUUCAGAGAAGAAAGAACAGAAGAGCGUUGAGGACAAAGAAAAGUCUCGACAAGAGGAGAACAGUACUAAGAGCAAAGAUGCCAAACCAGGUCAAAAGAAGAAAGAGUUUGAACAUGGAGAAUACUACCUCAAAGACAACUUUGAGAAUGUGAACCAGGCCUUGGAUCUAUUUAAAGACGAUCCACUUAUUUUUAAACCUGGCACUACAUUUCUGUACUCCACACAUGCCUUUACUUUGUUGAGUGCUGUAUUGGAGAGAGCAGCUGGUCAGCAGUUCCUGGACCUCAUGCAGAAGAUGUUUCGUGAUAUCGGCAUGCUCAACACAGUGCCAGACGAGAAUGACCCCAUUAUCUACAAACGCUCCAGGUUUUAUCAUUUCAAUAAAAAAGGACGUAUUGUAAACUGCCCCUAUGUGGACAACUCCUACAAGUGGGCUGGAGGUGGCUUCCUCUCCACCGCAGGUGAUCUACUACUGUUUGGAAAUGCCAUGCUCUACAGCUACCAGAUAGCAGACUUAAAGGACAUGAGUGGCCUCCUUCCAGGCUUUCUUAAACCUCAAACCUCCAAAGCCAUGUGGACAGCUGUGGACAAGACGGAGGCUUCGUGGGAUAAGGACGGACUAUAUGCGCAAGGCUGGCUGGUUGUGGAGCAGCAUCAGAAAUACGGGCAGUGUCGUAUUCGCAGGCAUUAUGUCUCGCACACUGGAGGUGCAGUUGGGGCAAGCAGUGUCUUAUUGGUGUUACCCAGUGAGACUUUACAAGCCCCAGAUAAGUGUGUGACUCUUCCUCAAGGAGUUGUGGUGGUUAUUAUCACAAACAUGCAGUCUGUAGGACUCAAUACUGUUGCUCUGAAGAUUGCUCAUGAGUUUGAGAAGGCCAGAGAUGCGUGAAGAUCGUGCAGGCUGAUCUCUAGUUUGGGAUGUGCACUUUCAAUCAAGUGACUUCAUUUCAAGAGUCCUACAAUGAAUUUGUGCAAAAAGCUGUCCUGUGUACUUUGUUUACAGUUAUCCUGUACGAUUGUCAGCAAAAGCCAUUCACACAUUUUAAAUUGUACUUUAGUGCCAUGUAUUUCUAUUUGUGGGAGUGAUUUGAAUUUGUUUUAUAUAUCAUUUGAGUAGUAUUUUUAAUAAACAUGCUAUACCAACAUGUGUA